CUUUUCUCUUCUAUCAACCCCACAAGGCUUUGGCACAAUGAAGUGGGUGACUUUUAUUUCCCUUAUCUUUCUCUUCAGCUCUGCUUAUUCCAGGGGUGUGUUUCGUCGAGAUACACACAAGAGUGAGAUUGCUCAUCGGUUUAAUGAUUUGGGAGAAGAAAAUUUCAAAGGCCUGGUGCUGAUUGCCUUUUCUCAGUAUCUUCAGCAGUGCCCGUUUGAUGAGCAUGUAAAAUUAGUGAAUGAAGUAACUGAGCUUGCAAAAACAUGCGUUGCUGAUGAGUCAGCUGCAAAUUGUGACAAGCCACUUCACAAUCUCUUUGGAGAUAAACUGUGUGCAGUUGCAUCCCUUCGUGAAACCUAUGGUGAAAUGGCCGACUGCUGUGUGAAACAAGAGCCUGAGAGACAUGAAUGCCUCCUGAAACACAAAAAUGAUAAUCCAGACCUCCCUAAGUUGAAACCAGACCCUGAUACUUUGUGUGCCGAGUUUAAGGAAAACGAACAGAAGUUUUGGGGAAAAUACCUAUAUGAAAUUGCCAGAAGACACCCCUACUUUUAUGCCCCAGAACUCCUUUACUAUGCUCAUCAAUAUAAAGGAGUUUUUGCAGAAUGCUGCCAAGCUGCUGAUAAAGGUGCCUGCCUGAUACCAAAGAUUGAGACUGUGAGAGAAGAAGUACUGGCUUCAUCUGCCGCACAGAGACUCAAGUGUACCAGUAUCCAAAAAUUCGGAGAAAGAGCUCUAAAAGCAUGGGCAGUAGCUCGCCUGAGCCAAAAAUUUCCCAAGGCUGAUUUUGCAGAGGUUUCCAAGAUAGUGACAGAUCUUACGAAAGUCCACAAGGAAUGCUGCCAUGGUGACCUGCUUGAAUGUGCAGAUGACAGGGCGAAUCUUGCCAAGUAUAUAUGUGAAAAUCAAGCUACAAUCUCCACUAAACUGAAGAAGUGCUGUGAUAAGCCUCUGUUGGAAAAAUCCCACUGCAUUGCAGAGGUGGAAAAAGAUGAGUUGCCUGAAAACCUGUCCCCAUUAGCUGCUGAUUUUGCUGAAGAUAAGGAAGUUUGCAAAAACUAUAAUGAAGCAAAAGAUGUCUUCCUGGGCACGUUUUUGUAUGAAUAUGCGAGAAGGCAUCCUGAGUACUCUGUCUCAUUGCUAUUGAGAAUUGCCAAGGGAUAUGAAGCCACACUGGAGGAUUGCUGUGCCAAAGAUGAUCCUCCUGCAUGCUAUGCCACAGUGUUUGAGAAACUUCAGCCUCUUGUGGAGGAGCCUAAGAAUUUAAUUAAACAAAACUGUGAACUUUUUGAAAAACUUGGAGAGUACCAAUUCCAAAAUGCGCUCAUAAUUCGUUACACCAAGAAAGUACCCCAAGUGUCAACUCCAACUCUCGUGGAGGUCUCAAGAAACCUAGGAAGAGUGGGCUCUAAGUGUUGUAAGCAUCCUGAAUCAGAAAGAAUGUCCUGUGCUGAAGACUAUCUGUCCUUGGUCCUGAACCGGUUGUGCGUGUUGCACGAGAAGACACCAGUGAGCGAAAGAGUUACCAAAUGCUGCACGGAGUCCUUGGUGAACAGACGGCCAUGCUUUUCUGCUCUGACACUUGAUGAAACAUAUGAACCCAAAGCCUUUGAUGAGAAAACAUUCACCUUCCAUGCAGAUUUAUGCACACUUCCCGAGAAUGAGAAACAAAUCAAGAAACAAAUUGCACUCGUUGAGCUGGUAAAACACAAACCCAAGGUAACAGAGGAACAACUGAAAACUGUUAUGGGGAAUUUUGCAGCUUUUGUAGACAAAUGCUGUGCAGCCGAUGACAAAGAGGCCUGCUUUGCUCUGGAGGGUCCAAAACUUGUUGUUACAACUCGAGAAGCCAUAGCCUAAAAAGAACACAACCACAAGCAUCUCAGCCUACCCUGAGAGUAAGAGGAAAAAAAGAGAAAUGAAAACUCAGAGCUUAUUCAUCUGUUUUUCUUUUCUGUUGCUGUUAACCAACACCCUGUCUUAAGAACACAAAUUUCUUUAAAUAUUUUGCCUCUUUUCUCUGUGCUACAAUUAAUAAAAAAAUGAAAAGAAUCUAA
This is a messenger RNA of Lipotes vexillifer (Yangtze River dolphin), 2058 nucleotides long. RefSeq names its product albumin (gene ALB). Gene Ontology annotation, biological process: transport. The record is from RefSeq and is a predicted model, not a curated record. The transcript has 15 exons. Gene Ontology annotation, cellular component: cytoplasm; blood microparticle. Gene Ontology annotation, molecular function: enterobactin binding. The coding region runs from base 38 to 1861 and encodes 607 amino acids. Lineage: Eukaryota; Metazoa; Chordata; Mammalia; Artiodactyla; Lipotidae.